This is a messenger RNA of Saccostrea echinata, 1447 nucleotides long. Its product is annotated as short-chain specific acyl-CoA dehydrogenase, mitochondrial-like. Gene Ontology annotation, biological process: butyrate catabolic process; fatty acid beta-oxidation using acyl-CoA dehydrogenase. Gene Ontology annotation, molecular function: flavin adenine dinucleotide binding. Gene Ontology annotation, cellular component: mitochondrion. The record is from RefSeq and is a predicted model, not a curated record. Lineage: Eukaryota; Metazoa; Mollusca; Bivalvia; Ostreida; Ostreidae. Bases 44 to 1291 code for a protein of 415 amino acids. The transcript is spliced from 12 exons.
ACUUUGAGUCUUCUGUGGUGGAGGAGAUGAGAAAACAACAAUCAUGGCGUCGAUAGCUCGCUGUCUGCUCAGAACAGGACAGACUACCGCAAAAGUUGUAAGCAGAGAAUACCUCAACAAUGCUAGGUCCUUGUCCAGUUUGGCAGAUCUCCCAGACACACACAGAAUGCUGCAGAAAAGUUGCAGGGACUUUGUUGAUAAUGAGCUGAUGCCAAUUGCUGCAAAGUUAGAUAAGGAGCACUUAUAUCCAAAAGACGUGAUAAAGAAGAUGGGAGAGCUGGGAUUGAUGGCGAUUGAUGUUCCCCAUGAGGAGGGAGGGACAGGACUGGACUAUCUAGCCUAUGCCAUUGCGAUGGAGGAAAUCAGCCGAGGCUGUGCAUCUACAGGGUGUAUCAUGAGUGUCAAUAAUUCACUUUACCUUGGGCCAAUAAAUAAAUGGGCCACAGCCGCACAAAAAGAAGUUUUUCAGGAACCUUUUUUACAUGGAGACAGAGUUGGGUGUUUUGGCCUCAGUGAACCAGGUAAUGGCAGUGAUGCUGGGGCAGCUUCUACUACGGCUCGUCUGGAUGGAGACUCCUGGGUGUUAAAUGGAACGAAGGCUUGGAUUACUAAUGGAUACGAGGCAGAAGCAGCCGUGGUCUUUGCAACCACAGAUAAAAAUAAGAAACACAAGGGAAUCAGUGCCUUCCUAGUGCCUAAGCCCAUCCCUGGACUUUCUCUUGGUAAAAAGGAGGAUAAACUAGGGAUUAAAGCUACCUCCACAUGUUACCUCAUCUUUGAAGAUUGCAGGAUUCCACGGGAAAAUUUACUGGGGGAAGCAGGAUUUGGGUUCAAAAUUGCCAUGCAAACUCUGGAUGCUGGUAGAAUUGGUAUUGCAAGCCAAGGCUUGGGGAUAGCCCAGGCUGCUUUUGAAUGUGCCAUAGAUUAUGCUCAGAAGAGGAUGGCUUUUGGAAACCCCAUUUCAAAGAUGCAGACUAUUCAGUCCAAGCUAGCAGACAUGGCUCUGCAGAUAGAGAGUUCCAGGCUCCUAACAUACAAGGCAGCACUUCUGAAAGAUGCUGGAAAACCUUUCUCUAAAGAAGCAGCUAUGGCCAAACUAGCAGCUUCAGAGGCUGCAACAUUCUGUAGUCAUCAGGCCAUCCAGAUUUUGGGAGGUAUGGGUUAUGUGACAGACAUGCCUGCUGAGAGACAUUACCGAGAUGCCAGGAUCACAGAAAUUUACGAGGGAACAAGUGAGAUUCAGAGACUAGUGAUAGCAGGAAGUCUACUUAAGGAGUACCAAUCUAGUUAACAUAACAGGAAAAGUAGAGUCUGUGACCUUGACAAUGCAAAAGGGCUGAAUUGUGAUAUGCUGUACAAACACAUCUCUCUUAUCAACAAAAUAUGACUAUAACACAUUACACAAUAAUCUUGUAUUACAGAAAAAUAAAGGAAUAAUGUCUUUCAA